This is a messenger RNA of Emys orbicularis (European pond turtle), 489 nucleotides long. RefSeq names its product cannabinoid receptor interacting protein 1 (gene CNRIP1). Gene Ontology annotation, biological process: negative regulation of signaling receptor activity. Gene Ontology annotation, molecular function: type 1 cannabinoid receptor binding. Bases 1 to 489 code for a protein of 162 amino acids. The transcript has 3 exons. Gene Ontology annotation, cellular component: plasma membrane. The record is from RefSeq and is a predicted model, not a curated record. NCBI's taxonomy places the organism in Eukaryota, Metazoa, Chordata, Testudines, Emydidae.
AUGGGCGAGAUCCCCAAGCUGGUGAAAAUCAACGUCUCCCUGAAAAUCCAGCCGAACGACGGGCCGGUCUAUUUCAAGGUGGACGGGCAGCGGUUCGACCAGAACAGGACCAUCAAAUUCCUGACAGGGGCCAAGUACACGGUCGAGGUGGUGCUGAAGCCAGGGGUCGUGCAUGCCACGACUAUGGGUAUAGGAGGAGUGAACAUCCCCCUGGAAGAGAAAUCAAGAGAUCCCCAGGUCGUCUGUUACACGGGAAUCUACGAUACAGAAGGAGUGCCUCACACCAAAAGUGGGCAAAGACAGCCUUUACAGGUCAACAUACAGUUUAGUGACAUCGGCACUUUUGAGACAGUCUGGCAAGUCAAAUUCUAUGACUACCACAAACGAAAUCAUUGCCAAUGGGGAAACGCCUUUGGUAGCAUCGAGUAUGAAUGCAAACCCAAUGAGACACGCAGUCUUAUGUGGAUCAACAAAGAGAUGUUCCACUGA